AUGGAGCCGUAUCGGUCGCCCGUGCGACGCGAGGGCGCCCGACGCCCGGGCCGGGCCCCCGACGCCGGGGACUGCCUGUCCGAUGACUCCGGCGCCUCGACCGACUCCAGCAGCGAGGAUUUGCUCGACGCCGGCACCGGGGCCGACCUGGGCACCGGCCAGCCACACUCGCGCGGCGCAACACUCCCGGCACCGGCAUCGGGCCCCCACCUUUGGGCCCCGCGCGCCGGGGCACCCGGCACCGGCGUCGGGUCGCUGGCCACCGGGCCCGGGCGCCGGGCCCUGUCCAGCCUGGCCUCGCACGCCACCGGCAAGGCGUCCGCUCUGAUGGGCCCGUCGCAGCCGGGCGGGCCGUUUGCCGGCUCGCGGGCCCGAAACACCCGCCUGGCCCGGCGCAUGCCCAUCAUCACGGAAUCCUACAGCCGGCCGGCCGUGGCCAACCACCUGAGCCGCGGCCGGCGGCAUGCCAUCAGCCCGGACGCCAUGGCCAGCAUGGCGGCCGCCGCGGCCAUGGCCACCGCCGCGGCCGCCGCUCGCGCCGCCAGCCGGCCCUCCCCCCCGAGCGACGAUGCCGGCGGGUCCUCCUCCUCCUCGGCCCUGACGUCGGCCAGCUCGUCGCCCGGAUCGCCGGGAGGGUCGUUGGCAUCCUCCCCGGCGGCGGCCGGCGGGGCGUCCCCGCUGCCCGGGCCCCGGCUGGCCACCGGCCUCCGGAACUCCUCGCCGGCCGCCGGCAGCCCGAUCUCCAUCUCGCCGGAGGUCGGCGGCAGCCCCUUCUCCGAGGGGGCUGGCCUCUUUGCCGGGGGCCCGGCUGCCGUGGCGGCCCGAUCGGCCUCAUCGUGCUCGGCCGCCGCCGCCGCCGCCGCCGCCGCCGCCACAUCGGCCGCAUACUACCACCCGGCGCAUCACCCGCACUUCCACUUCGACGAGCACCACCCCUCGGGCGAGGCGCUGGGCUCGUACCACCCGGUGGCCGGCCAUGCGGCCCUCGACCUGUCCAUGCUAGCCAGCGCCCUGCCCCUGUCGGAGGAGGAGGCCCCCGGCGAGGCCCGGCGGUCGGGCAUCGCGGCCGGUGGCCCCGGCGGCCUGGCAGGCCCCUUCUCGUCCUUGAUGGCGUCGGGCCUGGCGCCGGAAUUCCCCGGGCCCUUGUCCUUGAGUUACUCUGCGUCGCCGGCCGGGGCCGUCGGCCCGGCGCUGUCCCCCCCGCCGGCCACCGGGCCCAUCCUCUCCGGUGCCAGCACGCCCACCGGACCGGCCGAGCACCAGCUUCUGGCCUCCUCCUCGGUGACGAUGCUUGCCCUGUCGCCGGAGUCCGACGGCCAGGCCGAGGUGGCACACCGCGGGGGGCCCCCCUCGCCCGGGCCCGGGCCCGGGCCCACGGUGUCCCUCUUCGCCGGGGUCCGGUCGCCGUUCACCGGUGGCGGGCUCUUCCACGCGGCUCCGGCCGUGGUGGCGGCCGCGCCGCCGGUGGCCUCGGCCCCGGCCCCGGCUCCCGGGCUGCUCUCCUGGCGAGGCAAGCCCACGGAAAUCCAAGCCCCGGCCGACGCCGACCCGGCCCUCGCCGGGAGCAGCCCCUUCGGCAGCUCGCUUUCGCUGCCGGGCUCCUCCUCCUCCCCCUCGGCCGUGGCCUCCCUCUCGUCCUUGUCCUUGUCCCCGUCCACCUCCUCGCCGCUGGCCAGCGCCAGCAGCAGCAGCGGCAAUGUGAAUGCCAUCGCUGCCGGCGCCAUGGCCGGCGGCCCGGCGGUCGCCCUCUCCCCGGCCAUGGGCCCCGGCGCGCGGCCCCUCUCGGCCCUGUCCUUUUCGCUGCUCUACCAGGCCAACGCCAAUCCCGAGGCGUCGGCGCUCCCCGCCAGCCAUGCACACCCCUUCCACGGGCAUGCGCCGCAUAUGCAUGGCCAUGCGCACCCGCUCGCGCACCCGCAUCGCCUGUCCACCGGCGGGUCCGCCACGUCGACCCCCUCGCCGGUGCCGCUGCUGGCCGGGGCCUAUGAGGGCGCUGGCCCGGAGCACCAUGUUCGCUCGCUGUCCGGCGGGGCCGGCGGCCUGACGCACGGCCCGCUGGCCUUUGUCUCGGACGAAGAGGAGGACACCCCGGCCCCGGGGGCCAGCGCCCGUGCGGCCACGCACCUCCGCGGUGCGCUGUCCUACUCGGGCCCGACGCUGGUACGGCUUCCGCCGCCCGGGGCCCCGGGCUUCCCCCAGGCCCAGCAGCACUUCCACUUCCAGCAGCAGCAGCAGCAGCAGCAGCAGCAGCAGCAGCAGCAGCAACAACAACAACAACAGCAAGCCGUCCAUCACCACCACCAGCAGCAGCAGCAGCAGCAGCAGCAGCAGCAGCAGCACCGCCACCUCGCCAUGCAGCAGGCUCAGCAACAGUACUUCCCCCCGGCCGAGGGCAAUUCCCAACCUCCGGACUUCGGGCUGGCUGCCUCGCGGCCAUUUGCCUUUAGGCAGCAAGCCCCCGGCACGGCGCCGCAUGAGGACGCCGCUUGGCAUGGCUCGCAGUUCGAGCCGAAUGCCGGCGGCCCUGCCGGCUGCGGUCCCGAGGGGUCCUGCUCGAUUCCCAUCUGCCAACUGGCCGCCGGGCCCGGGGCCGGGGCCGGGGCCGGGGCUGGACCCGAUGCCGCCACCCCGGGCCCCGGGCCGCGGGUGGACACGUCGUACUCGGCCUCGGCGCCGUCCUUCCCCUCGCCGCUGCUGCUAUCCUCCAGUCCCCCCUUCCCGGACAUUGGCGAGGCCUCGCCCACUUCCGCCUCGUACAAGGCCCCGGGGGAGCUGCACGCGGCGCUCGAUCGCCCUGGCCACUACCCCCACCUCCACACGGGGCCCCCUUCGGCCGGCCCAGGUGGCUACAGCUCGCCCGACCUGCUGAGCUCCUCCCCCAUGCCGGAUGAGUUUGACGACGCCCCGGAGGCGGAGCUGCUGAUGUUCCAUGCCGCCAUGCCGCCCGGCGGGGGAGGCACGGUGUAUCGGCGUCUCAGCGGGGCCGCCGGUUCCGGGGGCCGGGCCCUGCGCGCCACCCCGGACAUCGCCGGGCCCGGGGGGACCCCCUCGCCGCGGUGGCUGCCGCACCGGGACCACUCGGGCGGUGGCCCGCUCGGCGCCUCGCCCUCCGGCGGGUGGGUCACUCCGCCCGGGGCCGGCGGGGCCGGGCCCUCGCCCGUGUCGCCCCCCCGGGCGGCGGCCUUCCAGCCACGGCACCGGCGCUCCUUCAGCGGCGUGGCGGCGGUCAAUGCCGACCCGGCUGACGGGAGCGCCGGCCACCUGGCCGGCUCGCGUGUGCACCGGUGGCGGCCCAAGAUGGCUCCCCCGGCCACCGGGGCCGGCAUCGGCCCGUACGCCGACGAGCAUUCGGUCCCGCGGCCGACCGGCGGCCCGCUUGGGGGCAUGCGCCCCGGUGGCAGCGGCAGCGGCAGCGGCAGCGGCAGCGGCAGCGGCAGCGGCAGCGGCACUGGCGGCGGCGGCGGCGGCAGCAGCAUCGCCAUCAGCAGCAGCAGCAGCAGCAGCAGCAGCAGCGCCGGUGCCACGGCCCCCGGCUCGAGUGGUGGCGCCGGCCCUGGGCACUUUGGCUCGGCCCCGGCCGGGUACCAUGCCCACUCGGCUGGCGGGCUGGCGGCGGUCCUGGCCUCGGGCCCCUCGCCCGGGGCCAUGUCCUCCCCGGCGGAGGAGGACCCGGCCGGGCAUCAUCCCCAUCAUCAUCAUCAUCAUCAUCAUCAUGUGCACCAUGCCCCGCCCUCGGGCGGGGUGGUGCCGCGGCGGACGCGCCCGCUGUCCGGCCCGAGCGCCGGGUUCCAUUCGCGCGUUCGGAGUGGGGCCUUCUCCUCGGGCGGCAGCAGCGCCGGCCCCGGCACCCCGGUGGACCUCUUUGCCGGCGGGGGCCCCGGUCCGGGCUCCUGCAGCGGCGGUGACAGCAGCAGCAGCAGCUCCUCCACCCCCAUCCCCGGGUCCAUGGGCCCCGGGCCCGGGGCCGGGGCUGCCUCCGGCACCGGGACCCCCCUGUCCGAGCAGAUUGCCCAAUUCUCCCUGCACCCGCAGUCGGGCGGCGGGCCGGCCGGCGCGUCGUCGAGCCUGGCCUCCCGCCGGCGGUCCUCCUCCCUGGCGUCGCUGUCCUUCCAGCACUCCAAGUCCCGCAGCAUGUCCCUGUCGUCGCACCACCCGCGCGAGUCCAGCGGCGGCGGCCCCGGCCCGGGCCCGGUUCUCUCGCCGCCCCCCUCCUCGACCGGUCCGCUGGGCCAUGCGCCGUCCUCCCAGCAGCACUACCACCUGCAGCAGCAGCAGCAGCAGCAGCAGCAGGCCCAGUCGCAACCCUUCCACGCGCACCACCAGCACCUCCACCAGCUCCAGACGCAACAACACCCCCUCCUGUCGCAACAGCAGCAGCAGCAGCAGCAGCACCUUCACCAGUUCCACCAGCAGCCGCAGCCGCAGCAGCAACAACAUCACCACCAGCACCACCUGGGGAGCGGCCUGCAUUCGGCCCUGUCGGCCUCGGUCCCGGAGCUUUCCAUGUCGCCCCCCUCGCCGGGGGGCAACGCCUUCCCCUCGCACCUGCCGCAUGGGGGCUUCCCCGGGGCCGACCCGCAUGAGCCGGGCCACUUCCAGUAG
This is a messenger RNA of Fonticula alba, 4602 nucleotides long. RefSeq lists its product as hypothetical. The coding region runs from base 1 to 4602 and encodes 1533 amino acids. The record is from RefSeq and is a predicted model, not a curated record. The transcript has 2 exons. Lineage: Eukaryota; Rotosphaerida; Fonticulaceae.